This is a messenger RNA of Parnassius mnemosyne (clouded apollo), 5511 nucleotides long. The record is from the annotation of a GenBank genome assembly. NCBI's taxonomy places the organism in Eukaryota, Metazoa, Arthropoda, Insecta, Lepidoptera, Papilionidae.
AUGGUAAAAAAAAAUAUAAAAAAUACAAACACAAAUAAAACAGAAACUGCAACACAACGUAAACGAAGGCUUCAAAAAGCGAAAGAAAAGUAUAAAGCAAAACGAGCUAAAGAAAGUGAAGGUGAUAGAAAUAGUCGAUUACAGAAACGACGGGAACAAUUAGCGUCAAAAACACCUGAGCAAUAUGAGGCCAGGUUAAAAAAGCAACGUCAGCGAUAUACACAAAUGACGGCGUCAGAAACGCCUGAAGAAUAUGAAGCCAGGUUAACAAAGCAACGUGAGCGAUACACACAGAUGAUAGCGUCAGAAACGCCUGAAGAAUAUGAAGCCAGGUUAACAAAACAACGGGAGCGAUACACACAGAUGAUAGCGUCAGAAACGCCUGAAGAAUAUGAAGCCAGGUUAACAAAACAACGGGAGCGAUACACACAGAUGAUAGCGUCAGAAACGCCUGAAGAAUAUGAAGCCAGGUUAACAAAACAACGGGAGCGAUAUACACAGAUGGUAGCGUCAGAAACGCCUGAAGAAUAUGAAGUUAGAUUAAUACAAAGCCGUGAAAGACAAAGACAGCAGUUGGGUUCAGAAACGCCUGAACAUCGCGAUACGAGGUUAAAUAAACAACGAGAGCGUACCCAGCAAUGCAGAGCUAAUAGUCUGCAGACAUUCGAGAAUGCUAUUAACACAAUUUGUAUACAUGUUUGUGAUAUUUGUACCAAACGUUGUUAUCCUAAUCAAGUUCGUACAGUUCGGUACAACGCUGCUGCAUUAACAUACUUACCUGUGGAGUUAACUUCGAAAAUAUCAUUGUUAUUAUGUUCCCGCUGUCAAACACAUGUUACUAGUAAUAAAACAACAGCACCACCAAAAGCUUACUGGAAUAAUCUGGAUCCAGGUUCUAUACCAGACGUUAUUCAAACAUUGACACAGGCGGAACAACGUUUGCUGUGCAGAAUUAUUCCCUUUGUUAAAAUCGUGAAAUUGAGUGGCCUCUAUGGGCAGUACGGUAUUCGCGGACAGGCAGUUUUAUUUGCCCAAGAUAUCUUUGAAGUCAGUGAAAGACUGCCUAGUAUGCUACCAAGAUCUGCAAGCCAGGUAGGCAUUAUUGUAGUAACCGAACGAUUAGAAAAUUUGAACAUCACCAGAGAAUUCACAAUAUGUCGCGAAAAAGUCUAUAGUGCUUUAAGAUGGUUAAUCAGAAAUAACCCGCUUUACAAAGAUGUACGUAUUAACGACAAUGCCCAAAUUAGUGACCAGGAGUUAGUACGACUUAGUGUGCCCGAAUUGUCUGAAGAUGAAGCGUCCGAAAGGAAUGAAAAUGAAAUUCGAAAUGCAUUCAUUCCAAUUAAUAAUGUUGCAAGAAUUAUUCGAGCUUCAUGGCAUCAAGGUGACUACAACGUCUUUACUUCGCGAUAUGCUGGUGUACAAUGUAGUGCUAUGUCGUUGGCGAACAUUGUCCGAGCUGCAAUCCUAAGCCCUAAUCAAUGGGACGUCAAUAUUCUGAAUGCUAAUAUGUUAGCGGGUGACUCCUUAUAUUGCUGGAUUCGUACCCAGCUUGAUCCUACUGAACUGGAUGAAACAGGAUAUUUAGAGAUACGAAACUUUCAUAUCGUCAGGCAAAGUUUACAAAUGUAUGAAUGCCGAUUUUCUAUAGAAUGUGAUGAAGACACUCUUUUAUUCGGGAGUCUCCAAGAUUCUGUAAAUACCAAUAAUAUCGGCAUUACAUUACAUACAGCUUUAAAUAGACUAUUUGAUAGUCAUUCUUCAGGAAUAUUGACAGCGUCAAAUAAAUCUGUUAGCGUAUUUCGCGGUGAAGACAAAUACUAUUUUGCUGACUCCCAUUCUUGUGGCCCAAAAGGAAAACCAACACCAGAAAAUGGCAAAGCCUGUGUUAUAGAAUGUGACAACUUACAAGAACUGUGCCGCAUCUGUAAAAGAUGCCUCGGAUCCCGUAAUAUCGCGUACACCCUUACACGCGUAGACGUACAUUUGAGGGAAAAUAUUAUCACUCGUCAGGGUGUUCAAGUACAGCAACAGGAAGAUGCCAUCACUCAUCAGGAUGUACAAGUACAACAACCGCUUUCGAAUCUGAGAUCUGAAACUAUAUCUAUACAAACAUCUGUAAUGUUGCCUAUUGAUAGCGUCCAACCUGAUGUUGAAGAUGAGCUAGAGGUAUCUGAAAAUGUAAACGAAAUCAGAAGAAAGACGAAUAAUAAUAUUGUGAAUGAAGCUUAUGAGUUAAAAGCAGAAGAGUUCGCAUGGUAUCAGCUUUUCCCGUAUGGUAAAAAUGGUUUGAAAGAACAACGGCCCGUAAAUAUAAGUCCUUUGGAUUACUAUCAAUUUCGUUUAUUAGGUGCUGAUGUUAGAUUUCAGCGCAACGAUUACCUAUUCUAUGCUCUAUCAAUGUUUGAGUACUAUCGAGUUAAAUCAACCAUUGCAGCUUGUGCUAGAAAAGUUGAAGGUGAAAACGGCAAUCGAGUGGAAGACCUGCACUUAUAUUUAAAAAAUCUAAGAGGUUCCGCUGCUUAUUGGCGUAGUGCUCUUAGUGAUCUUAUAGCACAAAUCAGAUGUUUAGGACCUCCCACUUAUUUUGUUACAUUGAGCUGCAAUGAUCUUCACUGGAAGGAUAUGAAAAGAGGUCUCCUUGUUAGUGAUGGUAAACAGCACAUUGACCCAGAUGACAUAGAUAUUCAGGAAACUCAGAGACUCAUCGAGAUGUAUCCAGUUGUUGUGAGUAGACAUUUUAUGGUACGUGUUAAUGCGCUAAUGCAGUUUCUUAAAACUGAUACUGAAAUAUUUGGCGGUAAAGUUAAAGAUCAUUGGUGGCGAAUCGAGUUUCAGAACAGAGGAAGUCCUCAUUUGCAUAUGGUUGUUUGGAUCGAAGAUCACCCGUCUGUUGCGACACCUGAAGGAAUAGCACGCAUUGAUUCAGUCUGUAGUACUGCCAUUCCUCCAGAAACUUCAGAACUAUAUGAAUUAGUUAAAAAUUGUCAAAUACAUCGACACACUAGUACCUGCACGAAAAAUAAUUCUGUUUGUCGUUUCAAAUUUCCACGCUCGGAAUGCUUAGAGACACAUGUUAUUGAUCCUUCAUCUAACGAAUUCAUCUACAACGGUGGUCGCAUUUGCGUUCUGAAAAGAAAAAGUGAAGAUGGUUGGGUAAAUAAUUACAGUCCUGCUUUGCUAAAAAUGUGGAAAGCCAAUAUGGAUAUACAACCGUGUGGUACAAAUGAGUCGAUUGCGUAUUACAUCGCUAAAUACGUGUCAAAAUCAGAACCUACAAACCUAGAUGGUGAAGUAUCUCGAGCUAUUCAACAAAUUAGAAGAGAAGAAACUGACGUCUCGCGUAAGCUGUUUAAAAUAUGCAUGCGCAUAUUAAGAGAACGUCAAGUUUCAGCCUGCGAAUGCGUAUUCAGGCUAUGCCAUUUGAGUAUGCGUGACAGCUCGAGAAAAACAAUUUUUGUCAAUACUCGUAAAGCGGAACAAAGGUAUAAAGUGUUGAAGUUUAAUGAAGCUGGUCAAGCAGCAGGAUAUUGUGGCAAUAUUUUCGAACGAUAUGAAAAGCGACCAGCAGAGCAUCCCAACUAUGAUUUUAACAAUAUGUGUCUCAUAGAAUUUGCGAUGUUAUUUGAGCCACACUACACAAAACCGCCAGUUAUAAAUGAAGAGAGCAUCGAUACCGAUGCUUAUGCACCGCACGAGCAAACAACAAGAAGGCGUCUUAUAACUUUAACAGACAACACCAAAAUGACUAUUAGAAACACGCCAGCUGUAGUACGGGUACCUAACUUCGUAGCAGCUUCUGAUCCAGAGUCAUAUUAUUACAGUUUACUAAUCCAGUAUAAGCCGUAUCGCAAUGAGGCCGAACUUUUAGGAGAAUUUAAUAGUGCCAGAGAUGCGUUUCUCGCCAACGAAGAAAGUUUAAGACAAACAAACGCCUACUUGGAAAUAUAUCGUGAACGUGACAGGCAGCUUGAAAAUGCAUUCGCGCAAGUACACGCAUUUCAGAUACUGGAUCACGCAGAGCCGAUGGAACUAGACCAUGAAGAAGAAGUUCCUUAUUUGCCAAUGAAUGAAGACCAGUUCUUACAGGCUAAGCAGUCUAUGAAUGCAGGACAAAAGGAAAUUUUUACAUUAGUUACCCAGUCCAUACAAAAUCAAAUGUCAGGUGCUGAAGAACGUUUAAAAAUAUUCUUUACAGGAGGAGCUGGUGUGGGCAAGACUUUUCUAUUAAAGUUAUUACGAGACCAAAUUAAUAGGUGCUACGCAAAGGAUGCGGUUAAAGUCUGCUCACUAACAGGAGUUGCAGCUAGAUUAAUAAAUGGAGCUACGAUACACAGUACUUUAAAAUUGCCUGUACAGAAAGACGGUCGCAUAACAGGUAUGUCACCACUGUCCGGAAACUAUUUGCGAAUAAUGAGGCAACAAUGGCAUCAGACAGAAUUUUUGAUUGUCGACGAGAUUUCCAUGGUGUCUUAUCAAAUGUUAUGCAUGAUGGACGCUCGAUUAAGGCAAAUUAAGAACUGUGAAAAUGAGUUUUUUGGAGGAGUAAACGUAUUACUUUUCGCUGAUCUUUUACAACUGCCUCCUAUAAAACGAUCAGGAACACCUGUUUUCAAACAGCCAGAACAUCUCCAACCAGCUACACAUCUCUGGCGUUUAUUCACGCUGUGUGAAUUAACUGAAAAUAUGCGUCAGCAAGGUGACCAGACUUUUAUUGAUAUUUUGAAUGCUUUGAGAGUCGGUGAGCUAACAACCCAACAUUUUAGUAUUUUAAUGGGAAGACUUCUUCAAGACACGAGUGAUGAGUUUGCAAUAGACAAAGCGUUAAGGGUAUACCCCACAAAUCAACAAGUUAACGACCACAACUCUGCUGUAUUGAAUUUGUACAGAAAUAAUGGUGCUCGCAUUUACAAAAUAAAAGCGCAGGAUCAGCUAGUACACGCCACACGAAAUGCAGACAAUGUGGAUAUAGCUACUAUAAUACCAGCUGAUAUCAACAAAACUGGGGGUUUACCAGCGGAACUGCAAAUAUUUGUGGGGGCAAAAGUCAUGCUACGGUCCAAUAUUGACGUUUCAAAAGGAUUAGUAAAUGGCGCUAUAGGCUACAUCAACGAAAUCGUUUGGCCUCAAUUUCGUCGAACUCAGAUGUAUGCAACAGAUGUACCUUCCGUCCGAAUUGAUUUCGCAAGAGACGAAGUACAUCUUAUACACCCGAAAGCCAUACAGUUUCCAGCUAAGUACAAUUACGGGACGGCUGAAAGAAGAAUGUUGCCUUUAAUACUAUCAUGGGCUUCUACAAUACAUAAAAUGCAGGGCAGCACUGUGGAUCACGCAGUCGUAUACUUAGGUGCGAAACUGUUUGAAGAAGGUCAAGCCUACGUGGCUCUUAGUAGAGUAAGAUCUUUGCAGGGACUACGUAUAGAGGAGUUGGACUGCAAUAAACUAACGGGCAAGAAACCUUGCAAUAAUGAAGCACUAAAUGAAUUAAACAGAAUGCGAAAUAAAAACUAA